Brassica oleracea var. oleracea is the source of this 1042-nucleotide messenger RNA. Its product is annotated as GDSL esterase/lipase At5g45920. Gene Ontology annotation, molecular function: hydrolase activity, acting on ester bonds. Lineage: Eukaryota; Viridiplantae; Streptophyta; Magnoliopsida; Brassicales; Brassicaceae. The record is from RefSeq and is a predicted model, not a curated record. The coding region runs from base 145 to 864 and encodes 239 amino acids. The transcript is spliced from 5 exons.
UUAAACACGACCACUUCAGCGAAACCACUAUACACCGUUCCGUUUAGGUUCUCUCGGGAAAAUAGAGACUACUAGAGUGGGUUUUCUUUUGGAAACUUUAGAGAGAGAGAGAGUGAAAGUUCGAAGAGGAAGAAAAAACAAAAGAUGAGGCCUAAGAUCGUUCUUUUUGGCGAUUCCAUCACUGAAGAAUCAUUUGGCGACGGUGGCUGGGGAGCUUCUCUCGCCGAUCUUCUCCGCCGCAAGGCUGAUGUGGUGUUACGAGGAUACAGUGGAUAUAACACGAGAUGGGCGUUAAAAGUGAUGGAGAGAGUUUUUCAGGCAGCGGGAGACGGCGGAGCAUAUCCAUCGGCAGUGACUGUAUUUUUUGGAGCCAACGAUGCGUGUCUGCCGGAAAGAUGCUCGGGGUUUCAGCAUGUGCCACUUCUCGAAUAUAAACAGAAUCUUCGCUCAAUUGUUUCGUUUCUCAAGAAUCGUUGGCCACGAACGGUCAUUAUUCUUAUAACUCCACCACCAAUCGACGAAGAGGCUCGGCUCCGAUAUCCUUAUAUCGAAAACACUAUAGGCUUGCCAGAAAGAACAAACGAAGCAGCAGGAACAUACGCAAAAACGUGUGUAGCCGUAGCUAGUGAAUGCCAAAUCCCAGCGAUCGAUCUUUGGUCCAAGAUGCAGCAAAUUCCGAACUGGCAAAUUGAAUGUCUAUGGGACGGUUUACAUUUGAGUCGGGUCGGGAACAAAGUGGUUUUUGAAGAAGUUACAAAUACGCUUAAAGGAGAAGGUAUUGGAGCUGAGGACUUAGUUGUGGAUCUUCCCCUCAUUGAAGACGUUGACCCAAAGAAACCUCUCACGGCCUUUGAUGAGUUAUGAAACGUAUCGUUAAUCCUUCGAUUUAAUAAUGCCCUACUGUUCACACACACAAAAUCUGCUCUAAUUGAACUGAACUAUAUUUAAGUUUUGCUUAAGUUUGAUAUUAGGGGUCACAUACGUAAACUAUCAUAUCAAAAUCUUUAUAAUAGUAGUAGUUUUCCAACUACACGUUUAUGCA